This is a messenger RNA of Brienomyrus brachyistius, 4870 nucleotides long. RefSeq names its product AGBL carboxypeptidase 5 (gene agbl5). The record is from RefSeq and is a predicted model, not a curated record. Lineage: Eukaryota; Metazoa; Chordata; Actinopteri; Osteoglossiformes; Mormyridae. Bases 323 to 2878 code for a protein of 851 amino acids. The transcript has 13 exons. Gene Ontology annotation, molecular function: metallocarboxypeptidase activity; zinc ion binding. Gene Ontology annotation, biological process: protein deglutamylation; proteolysis.
GACGGACAGCUCUAUGGGUUUGUUUGGGUUUAAAGAGCAAGAUGGUGAUGAAGAUCGGAGGCAGCUCGCUUAUAACGAAAAUAAUGGCUGCUGUAUUCGAUGUUACAUGUUGAUGAAAUGAAUAAAUGCGCGUAGUGUUAAAAUACUGCGAUCCGAAAUAAUUGGAUGCGUUUGUCAUUUCGUCGGGUUUAAGUGGUAAAGAUGCACUUCCCCGAGAAAAUUAACUGGGUUGAGGAAAUAAUUCCCUGUUGCCUCAGAGGUGGCUUGUUUGUGAGGAAAAGGAUAUGAGCUCGAGGAUCUUCUCUGGGCAGGAAGCACAGAUAUGGAGUUCUGCUUUGGAAACCUUAUUUUCAGCUCCAAGUUUGACUCUGGGAACCUGGCCCAGGUUGAGAGGGUGGAUCACUGUCUGUCCGAGGGGGAACGUGCUGGGUUGGGACCCGGCAUCACGGGGGAGCCGGAAGGGCUUCCUUCCUCCCUUCCGGACUACGAGUUCAAUGUCUGGACUAAACCUGAUUGUGCAGAAACAGAAUUUGAAAAUGGGAACAGGUCCUGGUUCUACUUCAGUGUCCGGGGGGGCACUCCAGGAAAGCUGCUCAAGAUCAAUGUCAUGAACAUGAACAAGCAGAGCAAACUGUACUCCCAGGGAAUGGCUCCGCUGGUAAAGACGCUGCCCGUGAGACCGCGCUGGGAGCGAGUGCGGGACCGGCCCACGUUCGAGAUGGUGGAGAGCCAGUUCAUCCUGUCCUUCAGUCACCGGUUCCUGGAAGGGCGUGGCACGACCACCUACUUUGCAUUCUGUUACCCCUUUUCCUACAGCGAAUGCCAGAACAUGCUGCUUCAGCUGGACCAGAGGUUCAGCGGCUCUCAGCACCUGGGGCCCAAUAGUCCCUUAGACUCUGUGUACUACCACCGUGAGCUGCUCUGCCACUCCCUCGAUGGCCACCGUGUCGACCUCAUCACCAUCACCUCCUGUCAUGGCAUGAUGGAGGAGCGGGAGACCCGGCUCGACAAGUUGUUCCCAGAUGGCGCUACUCCCCGACCGCACAGGUUCGCGGGGAAGAGGGUGUUCUUCCUUAGUAGCCGAGUCCAUCCCGGAGAAACGCCGUCCAGCUUCGUCUUCAACGGCUUCCUGAGCUUCAUCCUGAAGCAGGAUGACCCUCGCGCUCAGGCGCUGCGCAGGAUGUUCGUCUUCAAGCUGAUCCCCAUGCUGAAUCCGGACGGAGUUGUACGCGGACACUACAGGACGGACUCCCGAGGGGUGAAUCUGAACCGGCAGUACCUCAACCCCAGCUCUGAGCUUCACCCCUCCAUCUACGCGGCCAAGGCUGUCAUACUUUACCACCACGUGCAGAACCGUAUCAGCCGGGGCUCCCCCGACUGGCGCACCUUCACCACGCCCCUCUGCUCGAACCUGCUGAGCACAAAAUCUUCCAAUCAUUCCAACACCAAAUGCCUGAACACGUUUGACCUGGAGAGGAGUAACAACCUGAGGAAUGACAGGGAACAGGGUACAGGGGACCUCCCCCUCUCCGCUGGGGGAUCGGCGUCCCCAGACAUCCCCGCAUGCUCUGAGGAGAACGCCAGUCCCUGGCUGGGCGAGCUGGACCGUGAGGGACACUGUGAUGAAGAGGAGGGUCUGAAAAGCAGGUCUUCCGGGGAGUCACUGCAGCCGUCGGAGUCCAUCCCACCGCAAGAGGGCGGGAUCGCGUACUACGUGGACCUGCACGGCCACGCCUCUAAGAGAGGCUGCUUCAUGUAUGGGAACAGCCUGUCUGUGGAGAACGAUCAGGUGGAGAACUUGCUUUACCCGAAGCUCAUCUCCUUCAACUCGGCACAUUUCGACUUUGUGGGCUGCAAUUUCUCCGAGAAGAACAUGUACGCCAAAGACAAGCGAGACGGCCAGUCCAAAGAGGGCAGCGGGCGCGUGGCCAUCCACAAAGCCAUCGGUCUCGUGCACAGCUACACGCUGGAGUGCAACUACAACACGGGCCGCUCCGUCAGCAGCAUCCCCCCAGCUUGCCAUGACAACGGGCGGGCCACCCCUCCCCCUCCCCCCGCCUUCCCUCCAAAAUAUACGCCGGAGAUUUUCGAACAGGUGGGCAGGGCUGUUGCUGUGGCAGCCUUGGACAUGGUGGAGUGUAAUCCCUGGCCGCGCCUCAUCCUGUCGGAGCACAGCUGCCUCACCAACCUGCGGGCCUGGAUGCUGAGGCAUGUGAGGAACAACAAAGUAGCCAAUGGCAGCGUCAGGAAGCACGGGGUCAAAGCUCCCCCGCCCAGGACCUUGGGUUCGAGCAGCUCUGUGUCCGAGAUGGCCCUCAACCGCACGCGCAGCAACAGCAGUGGGACCUGCAGUGGCGGCCAACAGACACCUCCUCAGCUCAAGAGUUCCCCCAGUUUCACGUUCGGAUGCAGCCAAGUCCCACGGACCCCUGGUCCCACCGCUGGGCUGCACAGGGGCGGCCACAAAGCCCUGGGACCAGUGCGAGAGUCCAAAGCUCAGGAGAAGAGGCGUCCGCAGCGACUCUCUGGGGCCCGAGCUGCAGCCGGCGGCCCCCCGGCCCCCCCCACCUGCCCUCCUCCCUCCCACCCGUCCGUCCCCACGGGCUUCCCUAAGGCAGCUACCCUGGGUCCCUGCUCCAUCCCUGCUUCCUUCAGCAUGGCUGGCCUUUACUCCCUCCAGCCUCCCAGCCUCUCCAAGCUGCUCCCCUCUCUGCAGGCCAUGCCCAAGACCAACCUCCUGAACAAGGCGCUAAGCCGGACGCUGAGCCCCCUGUUGCAGCAGGCCCUGCCUCCCCUGGCCUUCCUCGGUGACGUCAGGGAGCGGCCCGGCUGCCCGGGCAGAGAGGAACGUGAGCGUGUUCGGGCAGGGCAGCCCUGAGGGCGGCAGGAUGCCGAUUGCAUGCCCCAGGUGCUAAGUAGGUUUUCUGUUAGAGCUCCGGGCUGAGGGUCGGUGCCGAGCACAACUGCCCCUGAGACGGAGCCCUGUGUUUCCCAGAGGUGAUUCGAUAGCUGAUCCGACUCGUAACCUUGAAAUAAAGAUCAUGGGGCCCAUCCUGCCACCCAGCCCACUGCCAUACAACUGCAUUUUAAACGGGCCAGCCCGGUCCACCUUAAGGCCUGCUCUGUCUGCGUAAACGUGGUGUAGCCUUACGUUGACUGUGGGUAUCCGUUUUUAAGGUGGAACCUUUCAUCUGGAAGCCAGGCUAAAUGAUCAUGCCAUCAACCCCAGAGACCACGUCACUCCCCAAACCGUAAACAUGUACAUAUCAGGGGGAAUUCUUAAACACAUUUGCUGGCUAUAUUUAGGAAUUGGUAGGACACCAGUUUAACUGUAUUAAGAGUUUACCAGCUUUGUUUAUCCAUGUUGCACUUUUUAAGCAUUUUACAGACACCGCGUGUGCGGCUUGUCGACUGCACGCCAGGUUGGCGCCGGGGCCCCAGACCGCGUCGCAGCCCUGGCUUAGAGCACAGCCAUUGUCAGGCUCUCCUUAGGUGCACCCAGCAGUGAGUUAUACACACUAAGUACAUGUGGCUGGUAUUUUCUACACUGUGUGUGCACUUUUUAAACAGUAUUUCUAAUAAUCCCACGUGCUGGAACAAAACACCCUGACACGUUACCGAGUACAGGUACAUUAACACGUCAUGUGACUGUCUGUCAGCAGACUUUCUACUUUUUUUGUGGGCCUAAAGUCAGAGCAGAAAAGGACUGUGGGGAUGAAGCACAUUUACCUGUUUUCUAUGUGUCAAAACACAGGUCCGCUAUGCACACUCUGCAUUGGUUUCUGUGCCUGAGUUGUUAUUGGUAACCAGGUAGGGUUGAACAUUCGAAGACGCUAGAGGCCAGUAACUGUGAGGUGAUGCGCUGUGUGGUCACCCUCUUACUCAGACUCCCACAGCUCAUACAGCGAUUCUCGACCUGGAAAAAAAAAAAGUCAUGUUUCUCAGCCCAGUCCUCCGGGACCCCACAUGAUCUACAUUUUUGCUCCCUGCCAGACAGUCCACAUGUUUGUGCCCUGCUAGUUCCCUACUGGGUUGAGAAACACUGACUUAGAGGAUCUUUGAGCAGACCAGUGAUGUACCUGUCUCCACCAGAUGUACCGACAGUAGUGUCUGUUGUCCUGAGUGACGUUCGUGUGUCAUUCGGUAUUGAAGUUUCCACAAACAGCUAGGCCACAUCUCAGAAGUUCAGGUGAUGUGAUGUGAUGUUUGAUCCGUUUUUGUGGAUGUUGUACUGGAAGGCAAACCGCCAGCUUUCUGUCAGGACAGAUUUAGAGCAUGAAUAUUCCCACUGUUUUAUAUGUAUAUAUAUGUACAGUAUAUAUACACGACUAAUGGUGACGGGGGAAGUGUGUAUGUACGGCUUCCAGCCUCAGUAUUGUGCCAUAACUGUUUGUAAGGAGUUAUACCUCAUUUCUUAGGAGCGUGUGUUUGUUUUCUACAUUAAUUUGAUUAAUCUUUGUCAUGUGAACUCUGCUAAAGUUGCUGUGAGCCUCAGCCUAUCAUGUUUCUUAAUCCCCGUGGCUGCGUGUUCAAUACAGGAACAGUGCAGGGUUUUUCUGUACCAGUCCUGCUGGAGGCAUAACCAGGCUCAUAUGCUCUUCCCAGGAACAUAAAACAAGCCAUGUACUGUGGAAGAAGUUAAGGGUCGUGCUUUAGGGAUGGGCCCUGUGGUCACCUCUGCUUCCAGCAGCCAGCACACGCCCUUUCAGCAUUACCGUGGGAUGAUCUCAGCUCUAGGACUCUGACGUCAAUUCCUCGGAUGUCAUCACAACUUUGCCUUCUUUUAUACAUGCUGUGGUCUGAUAUUUCUGAUGAUGUCUGGCCUUUUAUGUAAUAAAUGUUCCCUUUCUGACUGAGAACUUUAACCUUU